Molecule: messenger RNA, 5616 nt
Organism: Bombyx mori (domestic silkworm)
Lineage: Eukaryota; Metazoa; Arthropoda; Insecta; Lepidoptera; Bombycidae
Product: protein O-mannosyl-transferase TMTC1
Exons: 15
Coding region: 137-2608 (823 amino acids)
Molecular function (GO): protein binding
Source: RefSeq, a predicted model, not a curated record
AGUCGAUAAGCGACCGUGAGAGAGGACGGUCGUGUCCAGCCCUCCGGUCCCGCGGCCACCGUCGUGUGUAGUUACGUUUCUAAUAUUUUAGUGACGAUGUGUUAAUGAAGUUUGUUUUAAAGAUAAAAACUUUCAAAUGUGCAAGUGUAGAAAUGUGACCAUAAAACCGCGAACCAGCCCCAAGAUGAAGCGGCGAUCUCUGACGGCCCUCCGCGAUGAGCACCCACCGAAGAAGUCCCGCAGCGACUUAGCGAUCUACGCCAUGGUCACCGCCACAGCUGUUCUCAGCUACGUCAACAGUUUACAUGGCGACUUCGUGCAUGACGACAUCCCGGCUGUGGUCACGAAUGGUGACGUCGUGGGCACGAACUCUUUGAAGCAGUUGUUCCUGGAUGACUUCUGGGGCUCGCCUAUGGCUGACGUGAACAGUCAUAAGUCAUACAGGCCUUUGACUACUUUAUCAUUCAGACUAAACUACGCGUUAGCUGGACUGCGGCCGUGGUGGUGGCACGCUUGCAAUGUGGCCUUACACGCGGCGUGCUGCGCGCUGGUGGCCCGCGCGUGCGUCACCAUAGCUCGCCUGCAACGUCCCUUUGCCGCGCUCGCCGCCCUGCUAUUUGCCGUUCACCCUAUUCAUACCGAGGCGGUAGCGGGAGUUGUGGGCAGAGCUGACGUAUUGGCUUGUAUAUUUUUUUUGUCUUCACUACUUGUUUAUCACAGACCGGCAAACAACAAGAAGUAUGUAUGGCUGAGCGUGGUACUUGGAGCAUUGAGUAUGCUUGCCAAAGAAACAGGAGUCACGGUUCUAAUGUUGAAUCUUAUUUAUGACUUUUAUAGAUGUUGGCCACUUGUCAAAAGGUCGAUUUGCUCAAUGAAAUUCGAAAAGAAAUGCACGGGUCUUUCAGUGCGGACCAUUAAAGUUGUGGUGUCUUUGGCACUAUUAGUGUGCUUCAGACUGGCACUAUUGCAGGGGACGUGGCCAAGUUUUUCUCCUCAAGACAAUCCAGCUGCUUUUCAUCCCAGUUUCUUCGUCCGAUUAAUGACUUUUUGCUAUCUGGCCGCCUUCAACUGGUGGCUGCUUCUUUGUCCGUGGACCUUGAGUCACGACUGGCAAAUGGGUUCGGUUCCCCUCAUCACCAGCGGAUGGGAUCCGAGGAACUUACUCACAUGCGCCGCCUUUGGUGCUCUACUGCUUCUCUGCUACAGGUUUAUUGCCGAUUUGGAGGUUCAAAGACACACUCCUGCAGUAGUAGGGAUGCUGCUACUAGUGAUACCUUUCGUGCCUGCCAGUAACCUGCUGGUGACCGUCGGCUUUGUGAUCGCUGAGCGAGUUCUUUACAUACCCAGUGUGGGUAGCGUGAUCAUCACGGCGUAUGGAGUUCAACUGAUUUGGUACUCCAAGCCUGGUACUAAAGCGGUCCUGGUCAUCGGCCUCGCUGUGUUAGCGGCCAGCGGAGUAGCUAGAACUUAUAGAAGAAACGCUGACUGGCGGGACAGAGCCACGUUGUUGAGAACGGAUUUAGUGACUUUACCGCAGAACGCCAAACUGCACUACAACUUGGGAAACUUCCUUAGGGAGUCUGAGCAGCAAGAAAGCGCCAUCAAGCAUUACAAAGAAGCUUUGAGGUUGUGGCCGACAUACGCAAGCGCCCACAAUAACAUAGGAACCUUGGUCUCCGGGUUGGAGAAUGCAGAACAGCAUUUCCUGCAAGCCAUCAAGUUUAACAAGUACCAUGUCAACGCGCACUACAACCUCGGGAAACUUUACAAAAAAAGCGGUCGAGCAUACCAAGCUACAGUGAUGUUUGAGAAGUGUGUAUGGCUUCAGCCUCGAUUCAUUCAAGCUCACAUAGAAUUGCUGGGCUUGAAGCCGGAGUCGGAGAAGCACAGGAUCCUUGCAAGGCUGGUGGAACUCGAACCUAAUAACUGGGAACAUUUCGUGUUAUUCGGCAAUUGGUGGAGAAAUAACGGAUUGGUGGGACCGGCUUCCAAGUUUUAUCUGGAGGCGAUGAGAUUGAGUUUUCGAAGGCGUGACGUCGAGCUGCCAGUCAGGAGCGAUCUAAUAUCGUUCAGAUCGACCGCUUUGAUGUACAGGUCGUUAGGACAGAAAUCGAGAACACUACAGCUUUUGACAAGAUGGCAUACUUGGCGCCGUGGCUGGCCUAGUGCCGCUGCAGCCCACAUGUAUCUAAGAGAUUGGAGACUCAAAAUGGAACUCGAAGGUCGAGUACAAAUUUAUUCUAAAGCUGUCAAUCCUACAAAAUCGACAAAGUGUUUCGACCACGCGCAACUGACAGUGGAAACCGCUACCACUUACACUAAUAAAGUACCCAAAAUAGAAGAAACCGUUAAAAUAGACGAAAAAAACAAUUACAAUAAAGUUGCGAAGAAAGGUGGAGAUGUGAAUUCGUGCGAGUGUAAAAAAUGCGGGACCAAAAAACGCAAUAUAUCUGUGCCGUCGCAAAUUAAAACAACACACAACAAAUCAGAAACAGGACUGAAAGACAAACAGUGCGUGAGGAAAGACGAGACAGUUAAAAAUGACGCCAUUCCCACUAAUAUGAUAGGUACGACGAUAACUGAACAUUUCCUUAUGAAGACUUUCUGAAGUGUAUUUAUACUAAUGGAAUUCGAUGAGGCGGAUGGCUUAACUUAAAUGGCAGAUGUUAAACUUUGAGAUACACUUUCAGAUGACACCGAUUUAUAUUUAGAUACGAUUUUAAGUUAAGUUUAUUUACGUUGAAUAAUUUCUUUUUUUUGGUCGUGUAGAUUAAAAAUUGGAUACUCAUUUUUUUUUAAGAUUUUUAAGAAUCUAUUUCUAUAAAUAAAUAAAUUUAAUGUAUUACUUAUUACUCAGCUAACUAUUGGAAUCAAAGCGAUUGUGGAACUCUAGUUAAAGAUCUUGCUUAAGUUGUACAGAGGAAGUAAGAGCGUUAUUAGCUUAGUGAGUAAAUCACUCAGCGUAUGCUUAUAGAGUCCCUAAUGCUACUAUAUAACGUAACAGAUUCCAAUUAAAGUAAAAGGCAUCAAACAAAGACUUGCACGGAUACGGAAAUUGUAUUGUUUGUGUCAUUUUUGGUGCUGUAUAUCGUUAACGCAGUUCGGUGCAGCAGUUCAGUGUCUCUUUUUCAAAAGUGGAACGACGAUGAUUACAAUAUAACGAAGGGGCAAUAAUCGCUUUUUCAGGAAGUAUACUACCGUUUAUUCCAGUAAAAUGACUGAAUAUAAAUUAUGAUUAUGAGUUACUAUUAUAAAUGAUAUCUUAUUAGAAUAGAACAAUAUUGAUAUACAUUUAUUUUAAGUAAGUCAGUAUUAUUUCAUAGUUUUUUAAGAAUAUGAUACAAGAUUUAAUGCCAUUAAACUUUAACAGAGAAUUAUGUACGCCUCUGAGAUUUUAUGACCUGGUAACUAAGACUUUUGGUAAUGUCUUAUUUUAAUUUAUAUUCUUAUUUGUAUGAAAAAUGAUAAUAUGGAGUGAAAUGAAAUUAAAUGAGAUGAUUAAUUUGAGAUAUUAGUCAAUUGGGAUGAAAUGAAAUGAGAUGAGAUGAUAUAAUUUUUUCAGUGGACUUUUUGGAGAUCCCGAGAAGUUACGUCCAGCGGCUUUGUUUCAUUUUCCCACAUUUGUGCACUCUCACAGACAUUAAACGGUUAAUAAACCACCGUUAUUACACAUUUAAACCUGAAGAAACACUAAAUAGACAAAAUAAAACAAAUCACACAACUUCACUCCUCGCGUUUCCGCCAAAAAGUUCCCAGAUCACAUUCAUAACAUUAAUGUCAUAGAUAAAAAAGCACUUAGUUAUUUCUGCAUUUUAGUAUAAGCCAUCUGCGUCGACUCCAAAUGCUAGAGCAGAAUCGAUUAUGAACGUGUGAUAUAACAGUGUGUUUGCAUUACGGUGUGGCAAAUCAACGCUUGAAUGUCUUAUAUUUUUUUAAGGUACAUCUAUAACACUAGCUAUAGGCCGCCGACAAUAUGCAAAUUAAGUUAAGGCUUCUUUGGGUUUAAAUUAUUCCAUUUGAAUACACACGUAUUCAGAAGUAUUUGAAUAACAUUUUAAACUAGCCAAAACAUUACAUUGGUAAUCUCCGAUUUUUUAGAAGAUUGGAAGUUGGGUGAAUAAAAGUUCACUGUCCCACACGUUUUUCUUUUAUUGGUUAAUGAAUAUUUAUUAUUGCAGCUUUAAUGACAGUACCACUAAUAACUGUUGCUUUUAGUUUCGGCUCUUUAGUCCAGGGUUCACGUUAAAGUAAUUUAAGUUGAAAAUCAGCCAUGAUGAUGAUGAGAUGCUUCUUCUGGAUCCAAAGGUUGACCUACCACCUCUUCUAGUGAAAACGUCUGGACCGAUUUAAAAUCGUCAUUUUUAAUAAUACUGCCCUUCGAGUAAUAAUAAUACAUUACCAAUAGGCGAAUUGAUGAAGAGACACUUAAAUUCAAUUUAUUUGAGUGUCUACUAAUAAAUCUAAUAUUUCGUUAGAUAAAUAAUAUUGAUAAAUUAUUUAUGGUUGUUGUAAAUAUAAGUAAUGUUUCAAAUGGGAUUACUUUGAACUCAAAGAUGUUAGAUAGCGUGACUAAAUGGUACGUAGUAAAAACUUGUAACGAAGAAAAAAUGAAUAUAUAUUUUUAUCAUGUCGUUUUGGGGUUUGGGUGGUUUUCAUAUGAAAAUGCACGUGUUUGUACGCUGUUUUGAUUAGGAUGUUUGAUUGCGUCGUCAAAUUUGUAUUGAUUAUAGGCAAAUCAAAUAAAUAAAUAAAUAUCAUUAAAAAUAAUUCUUACGGGAUAUUUUAAGGAAGUCGGAGAUUUAAUAGUAAUGAUUAUAAAAAGAAGAGUUCAUAAUAAUCUUAAUAUCUGGAGUUUCUGAGGUACCACGAUAACAUAGCUUAAUUAUGGUUGUGUCGUCUGUCGGUUCUGAGAUUAUUAUUUAACAUAUAAGCAGUGAUUUUGUACCCGAAUAUCUUUGGCUUAUUUAUCUGCUAUUUACAAACAACAAUACAAAUUUGACAACGGAAAAUAUGUAACAAAAUUGCUAGGCCUUGUCAUUAAUAUAAUUAUGUAUGUAUAUGAAAAAAACAAUAAGCUGCUUGACAUAAUAUUUAUUUCAUAAUUUAUGAAAAUGUUCAUCUAACUCGUUGCCAGAAUUAUUAUGAACGCACUAAGCAAAUUAAUUGUAGGUACAGCUUGCAAAAAAGAUGUAUUGUUAGAUAAAGAUCGAAAGCUGAAUGAAGGCUGCUUUGACAUUCUGGGAGAAGAGGGUUAUGUGCUGUAUACAGUGUAUUGCACUAUACUACGUGCAUUGAAGAUCACGUGUCAGAGAUUAGGAAUCUGGCUAGCACAAGUUUUAUCGAUAAAUUUUUAUUGAUAAGCGAUGAAAAGAUUUUGUAUCUUAACUUUUAUUUUUGAUCUAUUCUAUAUUAUAUACACAGGCUAAGCUUAAAAUUGAGUAUACUUAAAAUUAGGAUGUGUUUCUGAAACCUAAUUUCUGGUAACGAGUUAUAAGUGUUUCUAAUAACAAAAACAAAAGUUUGAUAAGAUGUACAUAAUAUGAGUAUUUUAAGUUAGUUUUUAAAAGCACGUAAAAGGGCUUUGAAUGUACUGAAAUUAAACAAGUGAAUUAUUAA